Hyaloscypha bicolor E is the source of this 1067-nucleotide messenger RNA. RefSeq lists its product as uncharacterized. The record is from RefSeq and is a predicted model, not a curated record. The transcript is spliced from 5 exons. The coding region runs from base 98 to 868 and encodes 256 amino acids. Lineage: Eukaryota; Fungi; Ascomycota; Leotiomycetes; Helotiales; Hyaloscyphaceae.
UUUCCUUCCUCUCAGCUCCCAAUCACAUCCAAUUUCCCCUCUUUCCCAUCCCUCAUACUUCCUAUCCUUUCUCACAUCUCUCAAUUACUCAGUCAACAUGCGUGUCUCACAAGUUGCUCUCCUAGCUGUUGCCUCUGCGGUUUCUGUUUCCGCAAUCCCAACGGACUACGGAAAGUAUCCCAACUAUGGGACAUAUGGCAAAUAUACCGACUAUCCUCCACCACCUCCCCCACCCACCUCAUACAGUCCGUAUGCCUCAUACGGCACAUACAAGCGUGAUGCCGCUCCUGAGCCAAUUCCCGAGCCAGAGGCUGCUCCGGUAGACUAUGGCAAAUAUCCGAACUACGGAACCUACGGCAAAUACACCAACUACGCUCCCCCUCCCCCACCACCAAAAUCAUACAGCCCAUACGCUACAUAUGGUACAUACAAGCGUGAAGCCGAAGCUGCUCCAGAGCCAGAGCCAGAGCCAGAGGCCGCCCCGGCAGACUAUGGCAACUAUGGCAAAUAUCCCAACUACGGCACUUAUGGAAAAUACACCAACUAUCCACCUCCUCCACCACCCCCAAAGUCGUACAGCCCUUAUGCAACCUAUGGCACGUACAAGCGUGAGGCUGAGGCAGAUCCCGAGCCGGAAGCAGCACCAGCUGACUAUGGCAACUAUGGCAAAUAUCCCAACUAUGGCACCUACGGAAAGUACACCAACUAUCCACCUCCUCCACCACCCCCAAAGUCGUACAGCCCUUAUGCUACCUACGGCACCUACAAGCGCGAGCCGGAGGCUGCUCCGGCCCCAGUUCCCGAGCCAGAGGCGGCACCAGAAGCUGCUCCCGAAGCUGCACCGGAAGUUGUCGAGGUUCAAGCAUGAACAUUUCGGCCGAAUGCUGGGUAUGGAGAGUUGGAAAAGGGGUUGGAGAGUGUAACGUGGGGCGAUUUUGGGAUGAUGAAGUGAGCAUACGAAAUGGGCAAUGGCAAUGUUUACAUGAAAUGAGAUUUGGAAUUGAACGAACAUAGACAGUCCUUACGAUAAAGAUAAUGUUUUUAAACUAGUUAAUGAAUUUGGUCGA